UCAAAGUGUGAUCGUGCUGAAAGAUGAAAAUUGUCCUGGGCAGGAAGGGGGUGAAAGUGUCCGGACAGGAAGGGGGUGAAAGUGUCCGGACUGGAAGGGGGGGGGAAGUGUCCGGACUGGAAGGGGGUGAAAGUGUCCGGACAGGAAGGGGGUGAAAGUGUCCGGACUGGAAGGGGGGGAAAGUGUCCGGACUGGAAGGGGGUGAAAGUGUCCGGACUGGAAGGGGGUGAAAGUGUCCGGACUGGAAGAGGUGUAAAGUUU
Molecule: messenger RNA, 261 nt
Organism: Staurois parvus
Lineage: Eukaryota; Metazoa; Chordata; Amphibia; Anura; Ranidae
Source: the annotation of a GenBank genome assembly